Molecule: messenger RNA, 2452 nt
Organism: Plodia interpunctella (Indianmeal moth)
Lineage: Eukaryota; Metazoa; Arthropoda; Insecta; Lepidoptera; Pyralidae
Exons: 6
Coding region: 1261-1911 (216 amino acids)
Source: RefSeq, a predicted model, not a curated record
UGGAUAUCGUUUAUCAAAUAACCUAUAAGUUUUACUACUUAUAUUAUUCAUAAAAAAGAUUAAGUUACAUUAUGUUUUGUCACCAUCGCGCUUUACAAAAUUUGGCAUUGUCAGAACGAGAUAAAACAUACUUUAGUAUUAAAAGUAUGCUUUAUCUUUUAUAUGAAUAAUAGGGUUAUAAUAUACCAGUUUUAUAAAAAUGUAUCCGCGCUUGGAGCGUUGUUGGUCAAGUGUUUAAGACCGUCCGCCUGUGAAAAGCUUGUGAAAGGUCCGCGCCUAAAGGUCUCAGGUUCGAAUCCUACUCGUGCUACAGGGGUUGUUUACACCAAUCUUAUGAGUUAUGGACAGCACUAACUAAUAAUUAAAUAUUAAAACACAGGACACAGUAUAAUAUAUUUUCAAUAGGUUGUUACAAGAACAGAGCUAGCACCUCUAUUGGUGCUUUCUAACACCUCUUAUAAUUUUUAAUACAUUUCAGACACGUAUUUAGGAUAGGUAUUAAACAUUUAAUAUGAUUUAACAAAUCUGAUCCAUGUAAGUAUAGUACUUAGUUGCCAUAGAUCACCACUAGCCUCCGGUGAAAGAAAACUUCGCCAGGAAACCUGCACACUGGUUAACAGUUUAAGUUCAUAGUUUGUAUGCGAUUACUUGCGACACUAGACGCGGUAUGAAGUCAUAAAAGUCAUGUCAGAUGCCUUUAGGCGACUUGAAUAAAAUAUGACACCAUUGUUAGCAAUAAAUAUAGUAAAGAAGACGUUCUUUUGUUUUUAUCUAAUGAUUUUCACGUGUGUAAUUGUGGCAAGGAGUAAACUUAAUAAGGUAUCUGUCUAAAACUCUUCUUUUCUAUCAUCUAUUUAAACUAAAAGGUACUUCUUCAUAAAAUUUUCGACGUUAAAGACGGAUCUACCUUAUUCAUAGACGGACUAAGUCGCAUUUCGCCGAAUAGCCUUCCAUUAUAGCUCCUAAAUCUUUCCAUUAUAACUCCAAAUUUUUCAACUAUUUAAACGUCAUUUUUCGUUAACAAGUGUAGUUUUUAUUCUUUUUUAAGUAUUAAAAUUGUUAUUAAGUAAUAAAAUUUAUAAAUAGUCAUGAUAUAAAGUUCUUACACACAACAACUUAAAACGGAAUAUUUACGGUAGGAUGUCGCUGGUAAAAGAUAAAUAAUCGAUUAUUAAUAAUUGUGGAUACAUUUUUAUAGCAGGACAUCAUAAUAUAACGACGUGUAGCAAAUUUUUUUUAUAAUACUAAUCGGCAUCAAGCAUGUGGAAAAGCAAAAAAGACUGCCAGGCUAAUGCGAGCCGCUGCCGUCUACUCUUCACCACCUCGUGGGCGGUGAUCGUGCUCCUGGUGCACCUACCAUUGGGGGAACUACAAACAACUUCAAUACCUACCUCCCCCGUCACCACCGCCACCACCACCACCGUCACCACCACAUACUACACUACCACGCCCCCAGAGCCCAACUGGUUGGUUAAAAUCGCGUUAAAAGUGACUGAUAUGUCCUCAAAGAGGAAGCGUGAGUGGAAGAGGGUAGGUGAUUCUAUAUUAGAUCACAUAUCUUUCGUCACCUCCAGGUUUCAUGUCAAGGCCCAAAACUAUCUGAAUUUGGCUCGUGCCAAUCUAAUGGGGCUCCGGAGAGCCAAGUUGGACCGCCGUACUAUAGUCUCAAGAACUGAAAACUCCACCGACCAGGAUCAAAUUCUCGUGGACAAAGAUCGUGGUAGCCCAUGGGUUCAGAGAACGGUGGAGAACACGCGAACCUCCGCCUCCGCCGGCACUACGGACGUCCAGAAGGGUGACUACACCACGCGUCAAGAUCAGGUCAGCUAUAGUGCACACGAGGUUAAUACGGCACUGGAGAAACACAACGACAUCAAAAAGGCACAGGAAACCAGUACACUACACACGUAGACGAGAAUUACUGCCAGGCACUAUAAGCUCCAUUUUUUUGGGAAAUUCCGAACGAAAAAAGGAACCCUUGUAGUUUCUUCAUGUCUGUCUGUCCACCCGUCAUCGGCUUAGCUCGGAGACUAUAUUAGAAAAAUGUAAUUUGGUAGAGAUGUACGUAUUAAGAAAGCGGACAUAACUGUAAAUAUAUAUUUUGCGGUAGGUACAUCCCAUAGACCUAAAAGUGGAAGUUCUUUGAUGUGUUUAGUGUGAGUGAUAAUAUUAUGAAUGUUGAUAGAUCACUUUUUAAUUAGGCCUCUGUUUGUGAAAUGUUUUACAUGAAAUAAUCACUAUUUAUGAAUUGUUUUAUAAAAUAAAUAAAUUGUACUUAUUAUUAGUUAUGUGUUCCUUCCCUUAUCCUAACUAACCAUAAUAGUACUUAGCAGAUAUAGGGUGGGAUGCACCGUCAACUUUAAGUGGGCAGAAAAACGCUAAGUAUUUUGUCAAAACGUCAGCGGCGGGCCGGUUAAAGUCAAUGUUAGAUAUGACCGUGCAACUCACUCCU